Herpailurus yagouaroundi (jaguarundi) is the source of this 3560-nucleotide messenger RNA. RefSeq names its product protocadherin gamma-A7-like. The record is from RefSeq and is a predicted model, not a curated record. Gene Ontology annotation, cellular component: plasma membrane. Gene Ontology annotation, biological process: homophilic cell-cell adhesion. Gene Ontology annotation, molecular function: calcium ion binding. The annotation marks the transcript as partial. The transcript has a single exon. NCBI's taxonomy places the organism in Eukaryota, Metazoa, Chordata, Mammalia, Carnivora, Felidae.
GUAAGCCUAUGUUAUAUUUAACAUAACUCAUUGGUCUAGUAGAGAUCUUUAAUAUUUAAAUUUAUGUUGUAGAGUAACUUAGAAAAAUUGGUUACUAGAGAUAUAAAGCCAGUUAUUCCCUAAAGUAUGCUUUAUGUUCAGAGUAUGUUCAUAAUCUUAUUCAUCUAGAUCUUACUUAUUUAGUUCCAAAUAAGGUAUCCAGAAGUAAUAAGUUAACUGAGACUUUUUAAAAAUAGUAGAAUAAGAAAGAAAUGUAAGAUGACACUAUGAUUUUUGAAGUGUUAGGUAGAAAAAAGAUCACAACAUUGGCAGCCAUAAUAUUCAGACAUAAAAGUUUUGUUUAAAAAUGUCUGCAAGUACUCAUGAUCUUUAAUGACUUUGCUUAUGUCAACAAGAAGUUCAAAAUUACUACUAAACAAAUAGUAUUUAACUCCUAUUUAUGGAACUAAUCUGUAAUACUCAUAUUGGCUCCUUUGAACAAAAAGUUAUUCUGUCUACUUGGUGAAAACAAACAUGGCUGUAAAUUAUUUUGAUAGAUUAAAACAGCAUUUCAUUCAAAGCAUUGCCUAUAUUUUGGACCAGUGCCAUCAGAGAGCAGAAAUAGGUUACGUAGUUAGGAAAUCUCCAGCAACUAAGUCAAGCAUUUUCAGUGCUACUUUUGAUUUCUCUUCCUGGUGCUGCUAUCUACUCCCCUAUGGCUUAAAAUAAUUUACAAAGCAAGGUUAUUUCUUUUUUAAAAAGUUUAUUUAUAUAAGUAAUCUCUAAACCUAACAUGGGGCCUGAACUCACAAUCUCAAAAUCAAGAAUUGCACACUCUUCCAACUGAGCCAUCCAGGCGCCCCAUGAAGUAGGGUUAUUUCUUGCCAGGUCUUCAUUUCAGAACAGGUAACUCUCUUUUCUCUUGCAACUAUGUGGAAGGAACUUUAUUUCUAUAAGCUGAGAAGAACUGAGCCAUCAACAAUUCAGUUUUACUUAACAUCAGUGGAAAAAUUGGUACCUCUAAUGAUCUCCUCAGGACAGUUCUGUUUGUAUGCUCAAAGGCUAUCUGGAGGCCCAUCUUUUUUCAAUUAUUCUAGAAUAAUCAUCUAGAGUAGGAAGAUUAUUUGAAUUGCAUAAUGAAGAGAAGCAGUCAACAUCCACUUUAACACUCCACAGCUAGUAGAAUCUCUGCAAAUUCCUGCCUUCUGUACAAAAUUUCGUCUAUAGCUGACUGUUACUGCUUGGGUUCUCGCCUUAUCUCUAAUGGCACUUUUUGAGCAUAAAGCAUCAGCCAAGGCAAAUGGUUUUCUUUUUUCUGCUCAAAACACUGGAAGUGAUGAUAUUUGUAUUCCAACGUAUACUAUUAUAUAUAUAAUCAAGGACAAGGUAAUUUCCUCUUAUUUUUAAAAUCAUUAAAAUGAAGGUAUUGGACUAAAUCAUCUCUAAGGUUCCUUCCAAUCAAAAACUUAAUUAAAUGACCUGUCUGUAUCUUAAAGAAAAUUUUCACUGAGUCUUACGUGGUAGUGUCUAGAACAUAGUAUGUGUUCAAUAUUAAUGAAUUAACUUAAAUUUAUUAUACUGAUGAAAACGAUUUCUACAUAGCAUCUUUCUUAUGUAUACAUACACACACCUUUUCAAAAUAAGUUGUACUUUUUUUUACCUGAAAACACUACUUUUACUCCAUGUUCAGUGAAGUCUGAGGUAGCACCCAACAUCAUUUCAAAGUUGCAAUGCAAAAGAGGAAAAAAAAAUGUAAUUAUCUUGAAUUAAUAAGCAUCCAUCAUAAGCACUGUUGCAUUAUUUCAUUUAACUGGAAUGUAUUUUUAAGUUAGAUAUAUAGAUCGAAGACAUAUAAAUGGAAGGAUUUUGAAGGAUAAAACAACUUUCUGAAAAAUCAGUUAUCUUGCUUCAAUAUGGUGCAGUAACUUAGUAAGGACUCUGAGCGCCGCUGUUCACCAACCACGGGGAAAGUGGUGCAAUAAGAUCUGCCAGAGCCACCGAGAUUUUACAGUACAAAGAAACAUCAGAUUGAGACAAAUUCUCUUCCAAGCUGCAUCAAACUCCGGUCUCUAUUAUACUAAAUUCCGGGCUUCUCUUAUGAAUACAAAGGAUUCCACGCUGACACACUGGCAUCCAUAAGCGCAAAAAGAGAUAGUCCAGUGUCUAACAAGAUCAGCAGGACAACAAUGGCGACUCUGAAGAGGGGUCGAGACUACAGAGGAUUCAUCCUGCUCUCCAUCCUCCUGGGGACCCGGAGAGAAGCUUGGGCAGGACAUAUUUUCUACUCUUUGCCGGAGGAAACAGACACAGGGUCUUUUGUGGGUAAUAUCGCUAAGGAUCUGGGCCUGGAGCCCCGGGAACUGGCAGAGCACGGAAUCCGCAUCGUCUCCAGAGGUAGGACACAGCUUUUCGCUCUGAAUCCGCGAAGCGGCAGCUUGGUCACUGCAGGCAGAAUAGACCGGGAGGAGCUCUGCGCUCAGAGUGCACGGUGCCUGGUGAACUUUAACAUCCUGAUGGAUAAAAUGAGUCUUUACCCUAUAGAAGUGGAAAUAAUAGAUGUUAAUGACAAUUCUCCUAGAUUCUUGACAGAAGAAAUGACUGUAAAAAUAACGGAGAACACAGCUCCUGGGGUGCGGUUUCCCUUAAAUGAGGCUAGGGAUCCAGAUGUGGGCACGAACUCCCUCCAGAGCUACCAGCUCAGUCCCAAUCGUCACUUCUCCCUGGUUGUGCAGACUGGAGAUGAUGGAGCUAAAUAUCCAGAAUUAGUGCUGGAAAGAGUGCUGGAUAGAGAGGAAGAGGCUGUUCACCACCUACUCCUUACAGCCUCUGACGGCGGUGACCCACCCCGAUCGCAAACCGCCCGCAUCCAGGUAACUGUGGUGGAUGUGAAUGAUCACGUGCCAGUCUUCUCUUUGCCUCAGUACCAAGUAACUGUCCCUGAGAACGUACCAGUGGGCACAAGAUUGCUCACAGUACACGCUGUCGAUCUGGAUGAGGGAGCCAAUGGGGAAGUGACAUAUUCUUUCCGGAAAAUAACUCAAAAAAUUCUACAGAUAUUCCAACUGAACCCUCAUACAGGAGAAUUAUCAACUUCAGAAGGCCUAGAUUAUGAAGAGUCCAGCUACUAUGAAAUGGAAGUUCAGGCUCAGGACGGUCCUGGUAGCAUGACAAGGGCUAAAGUAAUUAUCACAAUUUUAGAUGUGAAUGACAAUACCCCAGAAGUGACUCUAACAUCUGUAAGCAACUCAAUCCCUGAAGACACUCCUCCUGGAACAGUAAUUGCUCUUUUCUACCUUCAAGAUCGAGAUUCCGGCAAGAAUGGUGAGGUGACCUGCACUAUUUCAGAAAAUCUGCCUUUUAAAUUAGAAAGAUCAGUAGACAAUUAUUAUAGGUUGGUGACAGCGAAAAACCUAGACCGGGAAAAACUCCCUGUGUAUAACAUCACACUGAAAGCCACAGAUGGUGGAACCCCACCCUUGUCCAUGGAAACUCACAUCUCAGUGAAUGUGGCAGAUACCAACGACAACCCACCUGCCUUCUCCCACUCCUCCUAUUCUGUCUACAUCCCUGAAAACAACCCC